UUCCAUGGAGAUGCGUCCAGACAGCUGGGACAUGGCCACCCUGGAGAGGCUGCGGGGCCGCCUGGCAGAGCUCAAGGUGCAAUAUUUCCUGGAAAGCAGGGAUGCUGAAGACAACAGAUUAAAGGAAUACAAGGCGGCAGUGAUCCUUCAGAGUGCAUUCAGAGGAUGGCGAGUACGAGCCUAUCUGAGGUACCUGCACAGAAUGAUGACUGUGAUCCAAAAGUGGUGGCGGGGAUACCUGGCAAGGAAAUAUUUCAGAAGCAAAGUCAAGACAGCACACUUUAUUAUGAAGAUGAAUUUCUACAAUGAAAUGGCUGUCAGGAUCCAAAAAAGAUGGCGUGGCUACUACGUUCGUAAAUAUGUGCAUAACUAUUAUGCUCUGAAAAAAUAUCUACAAGCUGUAUCAAUCAAGGGUAGCAUUGUCAGAAAAGAACUUGGUGAAUAUGCAGAAAUGAUGGCAAACGAAAAAAUGAAGAAAGAAUUAGAAUUGGAAGAACGCAGGAAGAAUUACCUAGCUCGAAAGACGCAUUACCUGCUCAGCACUGAACAGGUUGCUGGAAUAUAUAAUUCACCUUUUAGACAGUAUCCAGAUGAAAUGGAAUUUCGAUUGCAAAGAGCACGUCCAUUAAGCCAUAAAGAUCGACCCCCCAAAAAAGAUUAUAAUUAUGGCAUUUCUGAUUGUUCUGAUUGGUUGGAUUGUAGACUUCGAUUUGCAUUUCCAACAUUGCAACCUCUUCCACCAAUUGGAAAAAAGAAAGUACAGGGACCCUUUCGUGAUACUGCUGAAGUAUUGCAACAACGCUACAAGCCGUUAGAAGCAACCUUGCGAGUGGCAACAUCAAUCAGUUCAGUGGAGGAGGCCAGAAAGGAGCUCCAAAGACAAGAAUGGAGUAAAGUCAUUCACAAUGACAUGUUUGCUCCUUUCUCCUCCUAUCACACGAAUGAACUAUACAAGCCAAUGAUUCAUACCUCAACAGAUUAUAAUGCAGCCUCUUACGGCACGCAACAGUUCCGUGAUGAACAGGAAGAAAAAUGGGUAUCAAAUAAGGACUUCAAGACCACCUUCACACCAAUUCCUGUUUUUGAUCAAUUUGGACAGACCUAUUCCAAGGCUGGAAAUAUUGUGUAACCCUACCCAAGAGAGGAACGUUGACAAUGAUGUUUUUGGUACCCAAAGAAAGAAGAAGGGCGGUUUACAACUUGAUGUAUGGGAGGAUAAAAACAGAAGUAUUAUAAUUAAAUGUUGCAAUCAAUAAGACCAUACACUAUUUGAGUUAUUUUUUUCUUUCUACAACUUGAAUUUUUCAAUUUGGUAAAAAUGUAUCAAAAUCAAAAGUAAAAAUUUGAGAAAAUUUUAGUUUUUCCCUGAAAAUCUAAUCUGCCUGGGACUAUAUAGGAUUGGAGUUUGAUAACCUGACAUUU
Pelobates fuscus (common spadefoot toad) is the source of this 1422-nucleotide messenger RNA. It is a transcript of the gene SPATA17, whose product is annotated as spermatogenesis associated 17. The coding region runs from base 5 to 1129 and encodes 374 amino acids. The record is from RefSeq and is a predicted model, not a curated record. Gene Ontology annotation, biological process: spindle organization; establishment of meiotic spindle localization; mitotic cell cycle. Lineage: Eukaryota; Metazoa; Chordata; Amphibia; Anura; Pelobatidae. The transcript has 10 exons. Gene Ontology annotation, cellular component: spindle pole. Gene Ontology annotation, molecular function: calmodulin binding.